Messenger RNA from Mytilus trossulus (common blue mussel), 867 nucleotides. Its product is annotated as methyltransferase-like protein 27. The record is from RefSeq and is a predicted model, not a curated record. Lineage: Eukaryota; Metazoa; Mollusca; Bivalvia; Mytilida; Mytilidae. The coding region runs from base 104 to 769 and encodes 221 amino acids. The transcript has 6 exons. Gene Ontology annotation, molecular function: S-adenosylmethionine-dependent methyltransferase activity.
AAUUACUACGCAUAACGGUAUUCGUUAAGGCUUAUAACGAAAAUAAAUCGUAGUAGAUGUACAUGUUGUCGGCCACAUUACAGGUUCAAAAAUUUAUCACAAGAUGGAAAAAGAGUCUCGUUAUGAAACAACAGUCAAACGCCUCAUUGGUCAUAAUCUGAAUGCGGAGGAAAAGGUCCAAUUGUACAACGACUGGAGCUCUACAUUUGAAACGAAUAACAAACAAUUUGGUUACACGGGAAACAGUAAAUGUUGUGAUGUAGUAUGUAAAUAUUUCCCUAAAAACAGAGAACAUAUUGUUAUGCUUGAUGUAGGAGCAGGUACCGGUUUACUAGCUGAAGAAUUGGCAUCUAAAGGAUUUAAAAUCAUCGAUGGAUUGGAUCCCUCUUCGGGAAUGCUGAAAGAGGCAGAAAAGAAGAAGACUUAUCGAAAUUUAUUCUGCAGUUACUUUACAUCAAAACCUUUGCUGUUUAGCAACCCGGUAACUCUAGAUAGUUAUGAUUUAUUAGCAGUUGUUGGUUCUUUUGUCACCGGACAUAUCCCGUAUGACGCCAUAAUUGAAAUGAUAAGAAUAACAAAACCAGGUGGUAUAAUUUGUAUAGUGAAUAGACGUUCCCCUUUUUAUGAAUCACCAGACUACGAGGAUAAGUUUUUCCCGUUAUGUGAUCGUUUGGAGAAAGAAGGAAAAUGGAAGAAGGAAGAGAUUACCACGUUUAAUGGAUUUAUCGAGAACGCAGAUGGAAUUAUCAUAGUGUAUCGUGUUCGAUAACAGCAUACACGUACAAAAUUAUUGUUGAAUCGUUACACAGGGUAAUGCGAAAUGAACGGACCAAAGACUGAGGUCUACAUGAAAAGGUUCUGAUUUAA